UUCAAAAGACCAAAAUCACAAAGAAGAAUUUAAUAAUAAAGAUAGUAAAAAAGAUAUAGAUUUAUAUGACAAUCAGGAUUUACAAGAUGAAAUUGAAGAAAAUAAAGCUCUUCAACCUAAAAAAAGAAAAAGAAAGACUACUUGUUACUAA
Messenger RNA from Cetraspora pellucida, 151 nucleotides. The record is from the annotation of a GenBank genome assembly. Lineage: Eukaryota; Fungi; Glomeromycota; Glomeromycetes; Diversisporales; Gigasporaceae.